Molecule: messenger RNA, 369 nt
Organism: Maniola jurtina (meadow brown)
Lineage: Eukaryota; Metazoa; Arthropoda; Insecta; Lepidoptera; Nymphalidae
Gene: Obp3
Exons: 3
Coding region: 52-369 (105 amino acids)
Molecular function (GO): odorant binding
Source: RefSeq, a predicted model, not a curated record
CCAGUAGUCCAAGUGGUCCACAAGACACUUAAAGCCACCGCCCGCUCCUGCAUGGCCCACGUUAACGCGACAGAGACUGAUCUGGAGUUCCUUCGGAAAGAUCCACCUUUUCCUGAGAAGUCUGCCUGCAUCAUCACCUGUUUGCUGGAAAAGAUUGGCAUCGUGGAAGACGGCAACUACUCCAAGAUGGGCUUCAUGACGAUCGUCAGCCCGCUCGUGUUCCGCAACAGGAAGAAACUUGAGCACAUGAACUCUGUCUCAGAAAAUUGCGAUAAGGAGAUAAACCGAAGAGGGUCUGCUUGUCAACUCGGGAACGAAAUAACGAUUUGCAUUUUUAAAUACGCCCCCGAACUGCACUUCAAGAGUUGA